Mizuhopecten yessoensis (Yesso scallop) is the source of this 3229-nucleotide messenger RNA. RefSeq names its product disrupted in renal carcinoma protein 2 homolog. The transcript has 13 exons. Gene Ontology annotation, cellular component: intracellular membrane-bounded organelle; membrane. Gene Ontology annotation, molecular function: transmembrane transporter activity. Bases 99 to 1643 code for a protein of 514 amino acids. Lineage: Eukaryota; Metazoa; Mollusca; Bivalvia; Pectinida; Pectinidae. The record is from RefSeq and is a predicted model, not a curated record. Gene Ontology annotation, biological process: transmembrane transport.
UAAAAAUAUGCGAGGUGUUCCGAUUAAUUGAUGAACAACAACAAAGUCAGGUGCACCACAAAGUCACAUGCAGACAGAAUAUCAGCUACCUUCCUGCCAUGAUGGAAACACCAAAGGCACAACUGUUAAACGACUCUGACAGUUAUGGAAUAUUUCCAGAAAGUGCAGACUCCAGUAAUAUCCAAUCUGAAUAUGAGGUUGCUGAUCCAUAUACACUCGCUCCAAAUACUCAGGAAGCUCAAGGUGUGUAUGUGGGAGUAAUUCGAGCCAGCACCAACUCCAGCAUCCCUCCUAUAAGGACCCAAGUGUACAAGCGCCGUUGGUAUAUUUUGUUGGUGUACUCCAUCAUGGCUGGGUGUCAGGGAUGCGCAUGGAACACCUGGGGACCCAUUGCUGCAUCUAGUGAAGAAGCCUUUGGGUGGGACGACGCUGAUAUAGCUUUGCUGUCUAAUUGGGGACCAAUCUCAUACCUGGCGUCGUCAGCAAUUUUUGCAUGGAUUAUAGAUGUAAAAGGGUUGCGUACAGCAAUGGUGAUAACAGGAUUUUUGAUAACAGCUGGAACAGGCAUCCGGUGCAUUACUAGUGAGCCCCCUUACGUCAAAUGGACAGUCAAUAUAGGACAGUGUUUGAAUGGCCUAGCAGGCCCAGUUGCCAUGGGACUACCACCUGUUCUGUCCUCGACCUGGUUUCCCACUCAUGAGAGAACUACCUCUACUGCUAUCACCCUCAUCUUCAACUAUGGACUCCUGGCUGUGUCGUUUCUCAUAGGACCAUACCUUGUAUCAGAUAAGCCACCUACCAACUCAACAGAGAACAACGCUGGAUUUUCAGAUUUCCUAGGAUCAAAUCAUACAGUUGUUGUGGAUAGGAUCGACAAGGAGCGUAAAGAAAUCAUGUUUCUACUUUAUGUUGAGUUUGGAUUUGUAGCCUUUGUAUACCUGUUAGUGCUGCUGUAUUUCCCUGCCAAACCCAAGAUACCUCCCAGUACCACAGCAUCUAUAGCAAGGAUGAAGUUUAAGACUGGAUUCAUCAAACUGCUCAAGAAUUCUAAGUUUUGGAUCAUAUGUUUAACCUAUGGAUUAUCCCUGGGUAUAUUCAGUGCCUGGCAGAGUGUCCUGGAUGUAAAUCUCAAGCCACAUGGGAUAUCUGAGAAUGAAGCUGGUUGGAUUGGGUUUUACUCUACUGUAUCAGCAGCCGGAGCAUGUCUCUUUGUUGGAAGAUUUGCCGACGUGUACACCAAACACAUGCGUCUGUUCCUGUUGGUACUGUACACGGGAGCUAGUCUAGCUAUGGCCUGGUUCAUUCUCCUCAUCAAUGGAUAUAUUCCUGAAUCUAAAGUUUCUCUGUAUGUGUCUGUGAUCCUGUCCACUGUCCUCAUCACCUCCACGCCGGCUCUGUACUAUGAAAUGACAUGUGAGAUCACCUACCCUGUAGCCGAAGGCAUCACUAACCUCUGGCUCACCACCAUUAACAAUCUGGGCGGCUUGCUGUUCCUCUUUGUACAGAUGAUUCCAAAUAUAGGUACGGUCUGGGAGAACUGGUGUGUUAUUGGAGCCAUGGUAGCCUGUAUUCCUGUAUUGUGUACAUUUAAGGAGCGCUAUAACAGGUUGGAAGUGGACGAGGAAGGUGAAAAUCAAACCUGAAGUGAUGAACACUUGGAGAGCUGUACUACAAUUAUAUUGGAUAUCGACGACAUCGUCAUAUUCUUAUUUUUCAAGCGCAGCUGCACUACGAUCAUAUUGUGAUAUUAACGACAUCGUCAUGUAUUUUAUUUUCAAGCACUGAAUCUAUUUGUUGUAUAUUUAUAUACAUGUAAUUUUACAGAAAUGGGAUGUUUUUAUAGCAAUAGUAGACUUAUACAGCUACACAGGUUUUAUCAUAAUUUACCACAGGUGACAUGAAGUAAUUGGUCUGUUAAAAGCUAAGAUUUAUGGUUCAAUAUAAAGUUCAGCAGACGAUGUCAGCGUAUAGCAAGCGUGUAGCUUUUGUCAUAACACUUCACAUCUCACUAAACAAAUUAAUCUGUUGAAAAUAAUGGUCAUUUUCAUCAAUGUGCUUCCACAUUGUUGUUCAGUCAGUAUGUAAGUGCACUCCUGAAGACACAUUUGAACUCUUCCAAUUCAAUAGUUGGAAUAGUUCAUUAUUAAACUCCAGGGGUGAAUGAGUUGGGGUUUGGUUUUAUGCCAGUAAUACCCACAGAUUCCCUUCCAACACUCAGUACUGCAUAUGUUCUUUUGUUCUUUAACAUAAGUUUGGAAUAUUUUGGGGAUAAUUUUCCAGUUUUGUACUCCAGAAAAAUACAUAUCGGGCGCUUCCAUAUCUGAUCUGGAGGUCAUUUGUUUUUCUAAAAUAGGAUGCUGUGUAUGUGAGAGAUAGCUAGGCCGGACAUAUAGGGGUCAUAUCUAACAGAGGUAGAUUUGUAUGUAUGUGUACCAGGUGAAAUUAGAUUGUGUUUCAUGUUAAAAUUUUUAUGUGAUUUUAAAACUGACAUCUUAGUGUCAGUAAAUUUUAGCCUUGACCACUAGUAUAUAUAUAUGGACAUGUGCAACAUUUAAUUUACUUUCUUGAUGUGCAAUAAAUGAUAAUUUUAAUUUGGUGGCUGUUAUUCAGGUGUUUUAGGUAUAUUUAUUUGCAAGACUUUUUAUGUUGGGUAGUGUACAUAGUAACGUUGACCCAGUAUAUAGGUUAUGUGAUACUGUGGUAUCAUGUAAUGUUAGUGCAUAUUUUUUCAUGGCCGAGGUGGUCAGAAGCUCAUCAGAGUGCCAGUGAUGACAAACUUGUUAAAGCCUGGUAGGGAAUAGAAAUGUGUGUUAUAUAGGAUCAUAACAAUAUUUGUUAGAAUAUUCAUCAUUUAUAUUUAUACAUUUUGAUAGAGUUGUUAUGCUUUAUUUAGUCAUUUCAAACAGUUUUUGACCAGCAAAUCAACCGAAGUGUUGACGACAAUGAAAUUGAUGACGUCACAAUAGAGAUUGAUGACGUUUCAAAAGCAAAUGUUUUUAUAGUCUCAUAACAACACUUGAUCUUCACAAUGCAUUACAAUGGAAAGAUGCAGAGCAAAUGUAAAUAGUUUACGUUGGUGGAAUUAUUUGUUUGCUGAUUGCUAAAUAUGAAAUCUUUCCAGUCCACACAGAAGUACACAAACAAGAUUUACUUACAUGUGCCUACAAAUGUACACAAUGUACUUCCUCAUUAAACUUAUCUUGAAUCUACAUUUUGUCAUGACAUUUUU